GCUUCUAACUGGCCAGCCGCGGGCAGGGCGGUACCGCAGUGACGUCACUCCUUCAGCGGCCAUUUGUGAGGUGUUGUGCAGGCAGCUCGUCCCUCAGUCUCCUGUUCGUCUCCGGCAUCAGCAGAGCCUUCUCCCGGUGUCCUCCGCACGUACAGUCUUCCGUACACAGCAGUCAUGGACAGAGAUUACGGGCACGUGUCUUAUGGUCGCAGCAUGGACAACUUUGCAAUGGACAGUGCUUCCGAGAGGUUUGGACCUUAUGAGUCUUUUGACUCCAGGUCUUCUGUGGGUGGGCGAGAUCUGUACAGAUCUGGCUAUGGUUAUAAUGAAUCCGAUCAAGGCUACGGAGAUAGUUAUGAUGGUCGAUAUGAGAACCCAUACCGGAAUAGCGUUGACUCUUAUGAAGGUAGAAACCAGGGCGGGUCUAGCUGGGAGCCGUCUUUCACCCGACCAAAAGUGAGGACUGGGUUUAUGGAGGACAGAGGAAGAGACAAUUACUCUUCCUACAGCAGUUUUUCUUCGCCCUAUAUGAAGCCUGCAAGUGUAGGCUCACGGGGAAGAGGAAUGUCUGCUUACCCCGAAAGUUCAUUUGGCGGCAGAAGCAAUGAUGCUUUUGGAGGACCAUCAGCAGGCAGAGGCCGUGGCAGAGGAGGACAACUUGGCCGUGGUAUGCACAGACCUGGAAUGUUGGACUUUAAGAGCCAACCUAUGCGUGGUGGCGGCAUGGGAAGAGGAAUUAAGAGGAAGAUGGCCCAGCCUUUCAAGCCACCUGUAGGUUUUGGCAAAAAACAAAAGCUGUCAAAACCUGGAAACCAAAAUGCAAAAGCAGCACCGGCACCAGAGCCGGUUGACCCAGAAGAGGAAGAGAAGCGCCGCACAGAGGCUAGGAGAGAGAAACAGAGGCGCAGACGAGAGAAGAACAGCGAAAAAUAUGGAGACGGAAUGGCCUUUACUUGCUCCUUCUGCAAGUACAGAUCCUUUGAAGAAAAAGGUAUUGAAGAACACUUGGAAAGUCAAGCUCAUCAGGGCAUGUUGGAUCAUAUUCAAAAACAAACUAAAUUUGACAAACCAGUCAUGGAAUUCUUGCAUGAAUGCAUUGUUAACAAAUACAAGAAAACAGCUGCACGUAAAAUACAAUCUGUCCAAAGCGGUGAAGCUACAAAAGCUCUAGAGAAGGAUAUUAUGGAGGGUGUUACUCCAGAUGACCAUAUGAUGAAAGUUGAAACUGUGCAUUGCAGUGCUUGUAGUGUGUAUGUUCCUGCGCUGCAUAGCUCUGUUCAGCUUCACCUCAAGUCUUCUGAUCAUACAAAGAGCAGACUGGCCUACAAAGACCAGAUAAAACGGGAAAGCAUUUUGACAGCUACAAGCAUCUUAAACAAUCCCUUGGUAAAGGCAAGAUAUGAACUCUACUUGAAGGGUGAAAAUCCAUUUGAGAUUCAGCCUGAAGAGAGUACAAGUGAAGCUGUCGCUGAAGAUGCAGCUGAAGUUCCCUCUACUGAGGACAGUUCUGCAGCAAAUGAUGCCGCGGUAGCCGAUGCGUCAGAAGAUUUCACAGCAGACCCCCUUGCCUCUACUGAGUAAAACUAGUUGUGAUACUAGAGCAAAUUAAUUCCUUUUUUUUUUUUUUAAACAAAUACUGUUGUGCCAUCCUGUUUUAAACUCUGGCUUGUGGGCAGUGAAAGUCUGAUAUUUGCAAAAGAUGCAUAUUUUUUUUUUAAGUUUUUGCAUCUUCAUACAAUUAAUUCCUCUUGCAUUUUUUAAACUAAAUCUUAAUUUUUAUUUUUUUUUUCAUCAGGAUCCCUCCUGGUAUUUAACUUGUCAGUUUUAUUUUCACUUUCAUUUCUAGAUUGUAAUAUUUUUAUCCUAAAAAUGCUGUGAAGUCUUGGAUGUGUUUGUACAAUGUUGAACAGUUAGUGUUUAUCUUGUAGUUUGUGACACUGAAAUAUUGUGGCAUUGUAAACUCUUUUCUGUUUGCUACUUAGAUACUUGUGUCUCAGAUAACUAAAUAAAUUGUAUAAACUGUU
Hyla sarda is the source of this 2024-nucleotide messenger RNA. It is a transcript of the gene ZNF326, whose product is annotated as zinc finger protein 326. The transcript has 10 exons. NCBI's taxonomy places the organism in Eukaryota, Metazoa, Chordata, Amphibia, Anura, Hylidae. The coding region runs from base 175 to 1581 and encodes 468 amino acids. The record is from RefSeq and is a predicted model, not a curated record. Gene Ontology annotation, biological process: regulation of DNA-templated transcription elongation. Gene Ontology annotation, molecular function: DNA binding. Gene Ontology annotation, cellular component: DBIRD complex; nucleus.